Messenger RNA from Clonostachys byssicola, 2136 nucleotides. The record is from the annotation of a GenBank genome assembly. Lineage: Eukaryota; Fungi; Ascomycota; Sordariomycetes; Hypocreales; Bionectriaceae.
AUGGCCUCUACUCAACCGAGGCGCUCCGCGCGUAUCGCAGCCCGGCGCAAGGCCACUACAUCCCAGGCCGCCUCAGCCUUGCUAGAAUCCCCAGAGCAUCCACUUCAGGAAUUAGCAAUGCCAACAGCUCAAGAUGUUCCAGAAGCAGAAUCUUCAUCGAACGACCAGUUACACGUCGAACCAGCGUCGGACACUUUAUAUCACCGGACACUUUGGAGAAAAACUUCUAGAAUGGGUUGCGUAUGCUUCUUCAUCGCGACUUUUGCCCGGAUUGUCCUAUUCAUGGGCCAGCGGCUCCCACGGGGGGCAUAUCAUGAAAUUUCGCUACUCAAUGAUCUCCUCAACGCCGCCAUCACACAAUCGGUCCUUUCGCAUAUCUUAACCUACCACGACCUUCAGCCUCUCCUUGCAGCGCACAAGUCCUUUCGUCUCCCUAUUCAUCAGUCGAUAUUGGAAUAUGCUCGCUAUCAUCGACAUUCAUCAUUAAUUCCUGCCGGCAGUCCAUGGCUCUUCUCACCCGUUGCAAGGCGAUACUUGCUCAACAGCACCGAGCAUAAUUACACGGAGACUCAAUUCGAUAUGGUACCAUGGGUCAAUUUCCAUGAAGACUUGGUGAAGGUGCUUGAAAUCAUGGCCGACGAUCUGGCCUGGCUCGCGAAGAACGCAUCCACUUCCGAUCUCUUCACAGGGGUUGUCAAUUCUGAGAGCUGGCUUGCCAACAGCAAAAGUACCGACAGGAUGAGCGAUUCCCAGUUCAGCGAGUCUUCUACUGAUGGUAGCCUGCAAAUGGACGAGGCGAUUCCAUGGUGCUCUGUCAGUCAAUCUGUAACCUGCGACACCCAAACAAUACGUUUUAAUUCGCUUCUAUAUGACCUGAACAAAACAAUCAGUACCGCAGUGGAGUAUUGGCUACAGCCAUCAGAGCACCGAUUGAAUUGGGGGAUAUUGCAUGCCGGUGCUCGAGGUAUGUUGUUUGUCGUCGAAUUGGACCUCGAUUUCACAUUAAAUCUCCGGGAGGAACACGGGAUAUGGUUAAGUGCCAACGGAAGUGCGAUUCCAAACUCAGACAUGCCCCGAAUCGAAUGCUUGAAGAGACACAAUUCAUCCGACCCUGUUGACGCAUUCGAAUCGUGUGAUAUUUUUAUCCCCUCCACAGUCGACUUCGCAUCAGCUCAGGUACAAAACUUAACUGCCCAAGACAUGUUAAAAUUAGCAACCGACGCCAGUCAACACAUGUCACCAACAGUUUCAGAAGAUCCAGAAACCUAUCUUUUAGUAUUCAAAUCACACUUGGAAGAGCUAAAGAGAGUUACCAGGGGGCUGAUUCAGCACAUGGAGGACGUGCUCUUCUACUUCGACACAACGAAGAUGGCCGAGCAAGUACAUGAAAAGGCAUGGAACGAGCAUUAUCGCAUCCGUAUUGAGUGCCGUCUAGCUCGGUUGAAAAAAACGCUCCUCUUUCUACGAGAGAUUGCUCUGACAAGGCUCGAGGAUCAAAUAGAGCGGGUCGUUAUUGCUUUACUUAUCGUGAAGGAUGUCAACUCGCAGCGCCAACAUAUUCAAGAGACUGCGCAUAGUCUCCGAAGCCCAAACUCGUGGAUAUUACCGCCUCACCCAAUGAGCUCCUGGCGAGGCUGGUUAUGUUGGGUGGUGGGCUUGACGCCAUACACAAGCCGGAGGCUGGUUUUCCCAUCCCUAGAGGAUAUGCUAACUGAUGCCAAUAAAGCAUCAGGAUGGGUUUGGAAAUUGAUAGACUAUGACAAGUUUCUUACAGAAGAGCUCUCCAAGACCUUUGAGGUGGCUGAUAACAAAUAUGGAAAAUCAUAUUCGCUAUUGAGCUCCUCUUUCGGAGGUCCUGAACAAUGCAAGAACGUCAACCUAAUAGAUUUUGUUAAUCACCAAGUUGAGCCUGCGGAGCAAGAUCUCCCAUCCGACGAAUUAAGCGAAGCUCAACCUCAUCGGCUCGAUGGAGACAUUGGAGCAGAGGAGCAGCUAGUGGGAGUAGAGGAUACCCAAGUAGAUGAAGAUUGGGUUAAUGAAAUGGAGUGGGCCAAUCUUCCCCCAUUCGACAGAUUGUACUACAACUCCGUUAGGGUGAUCGCGGACUUCUGGGAGUCGAGAACGCCCCGAGUUUAA